Molecule: messenger RNA, 903 nt
Organism: Melampsora larici-populina 98AG31
Lineage: Eukaryota; Fungi; Basidiomycota; Pucciniomycetes; Pucciniales; Melampsoraceae
Exons: 7
Coding region: 1-903 (300 amino acids)
Source: RefSeq, a predicted model, not a curated record
AUGAAAUCAAGACGUCAUAUAUUUGUGGACCAGUACUCUAUGGAUAUGUUUGAAGAAAUUCAAAAGUAUACCAUUAGAUUUGAAACAUUCAAGAAUUUGAAAGUAGGGCUCAAAAAGGAAGGUUGCCAUAGAAUACACCCUGUUCUGGAUACUAAAUCUAAUAAAGGGGAUCUUGCAGGAUGCAUCUUUCAAUACAUACCAGAUUACAUGAAAGCAACUCCUCCACUGAUUGAAGAAUCUAAAGGCAAAAGCCAUGAAGUGUUGAGAUACUUUUCACUACUUAAUCCAACACAUAAAACAAAUCUCCCAGGGAAUAUCAUUGAAUCAAGAAUAUCAAUCUGGUCAAAUGCCAAAGUGUUUGCCAGAAAGGCUUUCUUUCAACCAGAUCUCAAAGACUUUGGAAAAUAUAUCAUUCUGAAAUCCAAAGUCAUCUCUGAAUCAAGGAAUAGUGAAAUAAUUAAUUUGAUUCAAAUGAUGGGGGAAAUUUCUGUCCAUACAAUCUAUAUCCCAUUCCUCAUGGAGAAUUUUUUUCCAGAUAUCAUGUUGAAAGGUGGAAUAUAUGACCGGACAAUUAAAUUGACACUGAGAUUGUUACAAAGCCCAAGUGUGGGUAUGAAAGAACACUUGUGGUUAUUAGGUUUAUUGAAGAUAUUGAAAGAGCAACUUCCAGCAGGGCAUUUAGCUCCACUGAGGGAAGACAUCAGAGAAGGACCCAUCUGCCAGGGAAUGUUAGAGUUUUUUUAUACUCAGAGACUUAAUUUGGUACACAUGGUUGAAAAGGUCUGGGAAGGUGGUAUAUCAGAGGCAACUGACAGGCACCAAGGUCCAAGAUGUCCUACAGCCUGUGCUACUAAGAGAAAAGGGGUUUCAAGAUCACUAUUUCAAACAAUCAUUCCAUAUUGA